Molecule: messenger RNA, 351 nt
Organism: Geodia barretti
Lineage: Eukaryota; Metazoa; Porifera; Demospongiae; Tetractinellida; Geodiidae
Source: the annotation of a GenBank genome assembly
AUGAUCCGGUCACCCUGGCGCGGAAGAAUUCCCGUGAAAACGCUGCUGCUCACCUUGGUCACCGGCCUGUUGCUUGUCCUCCUUGUUGGCUGCGGCGAGCCGACGCCAUUGGAAAUCGCGGCCAAAUCUGACGUGGUGGUGCCCCGGGCGCGAGAGUUGAUGUUGACGGCCAUUUUCUCCCCUGACGCGGAGUGCCGUGAAUUGGGCGGCCAAUUUGCCGAAGAGUAUGAGGUUGACGCGAUGCCAUACGACGACGCCGACCCCAAGGAUCGGAUGUCCAAGCUGGAAAAUUUGGAAAAGGGCCUCGACGACUUCGAAGAGGACCUCGAGAAGGCCGAUUGCCUACCUUGA